Molecule: messenger RNA, 897 nt
Organism: Carassius auratus (goldfish)
Lineage: Eukaryota; Metazoa; Chordata; Actinopteri; Cypriniformes; Cyprinidae
Product: transmembrane protein 45B
Exons: 6
Coding region: 29-874 (281 amino acids)
Source: RefSeq, a predicted model, not a curated record
CAACACAGGCCAGAGUUUAAGGGGCAGUAUGGCCAACUUCAAGGGACAUGCAUUACCGGGUACAUUCUUCCUGCUGUUCGGCCUGUGGUGGUCAAUAAAGUACUCGUUCCGACAGAUACAGAGGAAAAAAGAGAGGCAACGUGGAGACAGAGACAGACAUACUGUGCUCUUCAACCGCAUAGAUUUAAUUGAAGGAGUUUUGAAGAUCUUUUUUGCAUUUGUUGGGAUCAUGGCAGAGCAGUUUGUACCUGAUGGCCCUCAUGCACAUCUGUAUCAGGACGGCUGGGUGAAGCUGAUGAACUGGCAGCACAGCACCAUGUACUUGUUUUUCGGUAUCGCUGGCAUUGCAGAUGUUUUCAGUAUGUCUUCUCGCCACGUGCCUGUUGGUCUUGACCGCCUCUCUCUUUCUUUGGCUCUCUUUGUGGAAGGGUUCCUUUUCUAUUUCCAUGUCCACAAUCGUCCCGCUCUGGACCAGCACAUCCACUCUCUGCUUCUGUUUGCUGUGUUUGGAGGAUCCGCCAGCACAAUGCUGGAGGUGUUUAAGCGAGAUAACACAGUGCUGGAACUUCUUAGGUGCAGUUUGGCCAUCCUACAAGGAACAUGGUUCUAUCAGAUCGGGUUUGUGCUGUAUCCUCUAAAUGGAGAACAGUGGGAUCUGGACAGACAUGACAACAUCAUGUUCAUCACCAUGUGCUUCUGCUGGCAUCUCGCUGUGGCUCUGCUUGUUGUGGGCAUCUGCUAUUGUGGAGUUUUUUGGUCUUCAAAAUGGUGUGGAGGAAGACAACUAGAGGACAUGGAGAUGGGCCUCAGAAAGUGCACCGCCUCGGAUUCUAGCUCCCAGAAGGCUUUGCUUCAGGAAUCAGAUGAAGAGUAGUGUGAGCAAUGUGAUGACUGCCA